Amaranthus tricolor (Joseph's coat) is the source of this 1944-nucleotide messenger RNA. RefSeq names its product sodium/pyruvate cotransporter BASS2, chloroplastic. NCBI's taxonomy places the organism in Eukaryota, Viridiplantae, Streptophyta, Magnoliopsida, Caryophyllales, Amaranthaceae. Bases 427 to 1734 code for a protein of 435 amino acids. The record is from RefSeq and is a predicted model, not a curated record. Gene Ontology annotation, cellular component: membrane. The transcript is spliced from 13 exons.
AAUUUGUUUGCUUUGAAUUCAUUUAUAGUGGUGCUUAUAGAUCGCUAAAUCAAAGCCAUAGGCAUUACGAUAAGAGUUUGCAUUAUCUACCAUAAAACGGGAAUUUUUGUCUCGCUAAGUUGAUAGUGACUCCGUCGCACAUACACCGCUCGUACAAAUGUCAGUUUUAUAACUGUUUUCUAAAACGACACCGGCUCUAGGGCCGACUAGAUUUGUCCUAGUUGUAAUUUUGGAUGAUAUUGAGCUUAAUUCUGUGGUUUAUUAUCCUCCACAGUUACGAAACAUCCGCCCAUUUCAGACUUUUCGAAACUUCCCCUUUUCUUUCUCUUUCAUUAGCUGGACAAUUUUAUCAUGAUUUUAAGAAUCUCCCUCUAAAACCCUCUAUUUAUUUUUUUUCGGUUUCUUCAUUUUUUCAGUGGUAAAGAAAUGUCCUCUUGCAUCACUGCAAUGGCUUCUAUAUCCAGAUGUGUACUCAAAGACUGUAAAUUUCAGCCUUAUGAUGCUCUUUAUUUCAGAACCAGUUCUAGUUUCGCUUCAAGAAUUGUUUCAUCUCAUUUGGAUGUAAGACAUGGGCUGUCUUCAAUUGAAGGUCAAAUAACCAGUCUUGCUAAUAGUCAGAAGAAUUCUUUCAGUCCUAUUGUUAUCAGUCAGUCUUCAAGAUCCACAUUCUUAUGCAAAGCAACGGCAGACUACUCUGGAGAAAUUCCAAGCAACGUCCCCAAGGAAAUUCCAAGCAAUGUCCCCAAGGAAAUUCCAAGCAAUGUCCCCAAGGAAAUGAGUCAGUAUGAGAAAAUUAUUGAGACUUUGACAACUUUGUUUCCUGUCUGGGUCAUUUUGGGAACGAUUAUUGGCAUCUAUAAGCCUGCUGCGGUAACUUGGUUAGAAACGGAUUUGUUUACUCUCGGUCUAGGUUUCCUCAUGCUUUCAAUGGGAUUGACAUUAACCUUUGAAGAUUUUAGACGGUGUUUGCGAAAUCCGUGGACUGUUGGAGUUGGUUUCCUUGCUCAAUACCUAAUCAAGCCUCUGCUAGGGUUACUUAUUGCAAUGACCAUGAAGCUGUCAGCACCUCUAGCAACUGGUUUGAUUCUUGUUUCAUGCUGCCCUGGAGGCCAGGCAUCAAAUGUUGCCACCUAUAUAUCUAAGGGGAAUGUUGCACUCUCAGUCCUUAUGACAACAGCUUCAACUAUUGGUGCUAUUGUGAUGACUCCACUUCUUACGAAGCUUCUAGCUGGACAACUGGUGCCUGUUGAUGCAGCUGGUCUAGCUCUCAGCACAUUCCAGGUCGUCCUAAUACCAACAAUCAUUGGAGUACUGCUAAAUGAAUUCUUCCCCAAGUUUACGGCGAAGAUCAUUACAGUAACACCUCUCAUUGGAGUGAUUCUCACCACCUUGCUCUGUGCUAGCCCUAUUGGACAAGUUGCUGAAGUCCUGAAAACACAAGGAGCACAACUCAUCCUGCCAGUUAUGCUUUUGCAUGCUGCUGCUUUUGCAAUCGGUUACUUUUUGUCCAGAGUAUCAUUUGGUGAAUCAACUUCUCGUACAAUUUCCAUUGAAUGUGGCAUGCAGAGUUCUGCACUGGGAUUUCUACUGGCACAAAAACAUUUCACAAACCCACUUGUUGCCGUUCCCUCUGCUGUGAGCGUGGUUUGUAUGGCGCUUGGUGGCAGUGCUCUUGCUGUUUACUGGAGAAACACGCCCAUUCCUGCCAAUGACAAGGACGAUUUCAAGGAAUAGUUGUAUCUCUAAAUGCGGGUGUCUGAUCUUUAUUCGUUGCCAUCAACGACCAUUUCUUCGAGACAUUCUCUUCUAUAGUCUUUUGUACACCAAUUUGUUUUCUUAUUUCCAUAAUUAUUUUUUCCAUUGUGCUUGCAUUUACUAUAAACUCUGACUUUGCUCUUGUUUCUUACUUUCUGGUUUCUUUUUAGUUGUUGACAUUUAGCCCCA